Messenger RNA from Bipolaris victoriae FI3, 1524 nucleotides. RefSeq lists its product as hypothetical. The transcript has 5 exons. Lineage: Eukaryota; Fungi; Ascomycota; Dothideomycetes; Pleosporales; Pleosporaceae. Bases 1 to 1524 code for a protein of 507 amino acids. The record is from RefSeq and is a predicted model, not a curated record. Gene Ontology annotation, molecular function: monooxygenase activity; oxidoreductase activity, acting on paired donors, with incorporation or reduction of molecular oxygen; heme binding.
AUGACAGUCCUAUCAAAGUUUGAUUUUAAUCUUGGCGCAAUCCGACAAGAGCAUCUCCUCCUGUAUCUUCCUGCGAUAGGUGCCAUAAUUGCUCUUCGAUUGGUCCUAGGUGUCGCUUACAAUCUUUUCCUUCACCCUUUGAAAAAAUUUCCUGGUCCGAAAAUUGCGGCUGCGACGAACCUCUAUUUCAUUUAUCGCCUGACCCGUGGCGAGGAAACUUCUUGGAUCACUGAAUGCCAUGAAAAAUAUGGUGAAGUUGUCCGAUAUGCUCCUGGAAAAUUGAGCUAUAUAUCUCCCCAAGCAUGGAAAGAUAUUGCUGGUCACCGUGCAGGUGGACGCGCAGAAUUCCUAAAAGAUAUGAAGGCCUACAGUCCUGACGUAAACGGCGAUUAUAAUGUUGUAACGGAACCAACAUCAGAAUCGCACGGUCGGGUCCGCAGGGUAUUCACCAACGCAUUUAGCGACAAGGCCUUGAAACUUCAAGAGCCUCUCAUCGCUCACUAUGUCAACAAACUGAAGAAGAUCAUUGACAAAAAUGUGGCUACAGACCCAGAGACUCACAUUGAUCUUGUGAAAUUGUACAAUUGUACAACUUUUGACAUUAUGGGAGAUCUCACCUUUGGGGAGCCGUUAGGUAUGUUAGAUACCGGCAAGUAUACGAAAUGGGUCAGAGCAGUGUUUGAGAGUAUCAAAGUCCUUUCCCUCUCUCGCCUGGUAAAAGAGUACCCUGCAUUGGGGCUCGUCAUGAAAGCAUUGAUGCCUCCAUCUCUACGCGGUAAAGACAUCGAACAUUUCCGGCACGCCGCCGACCGCGUGGAUAAACGACUUGCGAAAGGGACCGACAUCGGUAAAUCUGAUAUCUGGAAGCUUGUUCUAGAAAAUCAGAAAGUUCAAUUGCCUCUCUCAAAGAUGCAUGCAAACGCGUCAGCCUUCAUGGUCGCUGGCACCGAAACAACAGCGACAUUGCUAAGCGGACUGACCUAUUUACUGCUUAUGCAUCCAGACAAGAUGAAGAAAGUCGUUGAAGAAGUGCGUGCCCUGCCACAGGAAGACCUGACGCUUGAGGUGUUGCCACGUCUGCAAUAUUUGAGUGCAUGCUUUCAGGAGGCCUUUCGAUGCUAUCCACCAGUACCAAUCGGCCUACCUCGAGUAGUGCCACCGGGAGGCGGUUCCAUAUGCGGCGAAUGGGUGCCAGAGAAGACAAGCGUUGCUGUGUCCCAAAAAGCUGCCUAUUCCUCUCCUUUGAACUUCAAAGAUCCAAAAGACUUUAUCCCUGAGCGAUGGCUACCUGGUUCCGGAUACGACACAGAUAGGAAAGACGUGUUACAGCCCUUUUCCUAUGGGCCACGUAACUGUAUUGGAAAGAACCUAGCAUAUCAUGAGAUGCGUAUCAUUGCUGCUAUGAUGCUGUGGCAUUACGAUCUUGAAAUAUGCCCUGAGAGUAAAAACUGGAUAGAUCAGAAAGCGUUUACUCUGUGGGACAAACCAGAGCUUAAGGUGAAGAUUACACCUGUUCAGAGAUGA